Molecule: messenger RNA, 4858 nt
Organism: Terrapene triunguis (Three-toed box turtle)
Lineage: Eukaryota; Metazoa; Chordata; Testudines; Emydidae
Gene: KLHL5
Product: kelch like family member 5
Exons: 11
Coding region: 16-2145 (709 amino acids)
Molecular function (GO): protein binding
Source: RefSeq, a predicted model, not a curated record
UUGCUUUCAUUGAGGAUGUCUGGCUCUCGUAAAGAGUUUGACGUGAGGCAGAUUUUAAAAAUCAGAUGGAGAUGGUUUGGUCACCAGUCAUCAAUCCCUAAUUCUGCAGUGGACAGCCACCAGGGAGACUUCUGGAACAGAGGACAAAAUGCAACAACUGGUGGGACAAAGUUUUUAGAUCCAGGUAACCUACCAUUACCUCUGGCAUCAAUUGGUUACAGAAGGUCUAGCCAACAGGAUUUCCAGAAUUCACCUCCUUGGCCAAUGGCAUCCACCUCUGAAGUCCCUACAUUUGAGUUCACAACAGAAAACUGUGGAGAUGCACGUUGGCUUGACAGACCAGAAGCAGAUGAUGGAGCGAGUGAAGAAGAAAAUGAAUCGGACAGCAGUUCAUGCAGGACUUCCAACAGCAGUCAGACUCUGUCAUCUUGCCAAACUAUGGAGCCUUGUACAGCAGAUGAAUUUUUUCAGGCGCUCAACCAUGCUGAACAAACCUUUAAAAAGAUGGAAAACUACCUGAGACACAAACAACUAUGUGAUGUGGUAUUAGUUGCUGGUGAUCGCAGAAUUCCAGCUCACAGAUUAGUUCUCUCCUCUGUUUCGGACUACUUUGCAGCCAUGUUUACUAAUGAUGUAAGAGAAGCAAGACAGGAAGAAAUCAAGAUGGAAGGUGUAGAGCCAAAUGCACUGUGGGCUUUGGUUCAAUAUGCAUAUACAGGUCGCCUUGAAUUAAAAGAAGAUAAUAUUGAGUGCCUGUUAUCUACAGCUUGCCUUCUCCAGCUCUCUCAGGUUGUGGAAGCGUGCUGUAAGUUCUUAAUGAAACAACUUCACCCAUCCAACUGCCUUGGAAUCCGCUCUUUUGCUGAUGCACAGGGUUGCACUGACUUGCACAAAGUGGCUCACAAUUUCACCAUGGAGAAUUUCAUGGAAGUAAUUAGAAACCAGGAGUUUUUAUUAUUGCCAGCCGCUGAAAUUGCAAAGCUUUUGGCAAGUGAUGAUAUGAAUAUUCCUAAUGAAGAAACUAUACUGAAUGCACUGCUUACUUGGGUUCGACAUGAUUUGGAACAGAGAAGGAAAGAACUUAGUAAGCUGUUGGCUUACAUUAGGCUGCCUCUGCUUGCUCCACAGUUUCUGGCAGACAUGGAAAAUAAUGCCCUCUUUAAGGAUGACAUUGAAUGUCAAAAACUCAUUAUGGAAGCAAUGAAAUACCAUCUGUUGCCCGAGAGACGACCCAUGUUACAAAGUCCUCGCACAAAGCCUAGAAAGUCUACAGUAGGAGUGUUGUUUGCAGUUGGAGGAAUGGAUGCAACAAAAGGAGCUACGAGCAUUGAAAAAUAUGAACUGCGUACCAACAUGUGGACUCCUGUAGCAAAUAUGAAUGGGAGAAGGUUACAGUUUGGAGUUGCAGUAUUAGAUGAUAAGUUGUAUGUUGUUGGUGGUAGAGAUGGACUGAAGACAUUGAAUACUGUGGAGUGCUACAACCCCAAAACAAAAACUUGGAGUGUAAUGCCACCUAUGUCCACACAUCGGCAUGGCCUUGGGGUAGCUGUAUUGGAAGGUCCUAUGUAUGCUGUAGGAGGGCAUGAUGGUUGGAGCUACCUGAAUACAGUAGAAAGAUGGGAUCCACAGGCUCGUCAAUGGAACUUUGUAGCCAGUAUGUCAACUCCAAGGAGUACUGUUGGUGUAGCAGUAUUAAAUGGAAAACUUUAUGCAGUUGGUGGUCGGGAUGGAAGUUCUUGUCUCAAAUCUGUGGAAUGUUUUGAUCCUCAUACUAAUAAAUGGACUCUCUGUGCUCAAAUGUCAAAGAGAAGAGGAGGUGUGGGAGUAACUACUUGGAAUGGGUUCCUGUAUGCUAUUGGUGGGCAUGAUGCUCCAGCAUCAAACUUGACAUCCAGACUGUCAGACUGUGUGGAAAGGUAUGAUCCAAAAACAGAUGUGUGGACUGCAGUGGCCUCCAUGAGCAUUAGCAGAGAUGCAGUGGGAGUGUGUCUCCUUGGUGACAAGUUGUAUGCUGUUGGAGGAUAUGAUGGGCAAACCUAUCUUAACACAGUGGAGUCUUAUGAUCCCCAAACGAAUGAGUGGACACAGGUUGCACCAUUGUGCCUAGGAAGAGCUGGAGCAUGUGUUGUGACUGUAAAACUCUAAUUAUUUUGUAUAUGAAGAUACUAGUCUCUUCCAUAGACUCACUACUUUUUUCUCAAGUGAAUGAAUACGUUACCAGUAAACAGAGGUACUGUGUGUUUUCUUCAGAGCUAAGUGUUUGGUCUGAAGAUAGCAUACAGCUAAACAAUUUUGAAUGGACCAAUAAUAAGCACUUUUAAAAAAAAUUACCUUAUGUUACCAUAUACAUACAAGAACUGUAUUUGUAAGCUAUUGUACUGCGGUAAGUUGAUUGCCAACAAAUACUUUCUUAUUAGAAAGUGCUAAGAAACUGAGUGAGUCUAUUCUAAAAUAAUUGAAUGUUACAGAUUAAGGAUCCUGAUCUUGCAAACAUGCAUGAGAGUGACUUUAUUCACAGAAGUAGUCCCACUGAUUUCAAUGGGCAUAAGAUGUUGCAGGAUCAGGCCCUAGAUAUUUAAUUUGCCUAUACUGAAGGUGUUUUGCUGCAGCUAUGUAGGAUAUUAUUUUUUAGUGCAGAGAGACAAACCAGUGCAAAUCAGUUGUAAAUGGCAGGCAUAUUUCUUGCCUUGGAGAUGAAGGUAUAUAUUUGGUGACUAUAUUGCACUUUUUUCACCAUAACUGAGGUUUAGCAACCUUUUUAUUUAACCAAAGCCUUAUUUUAAAUAUUGUCUUUUUAUUAUGCUAAGAGAAAUCUGCUACUUAAUACUUUCUGCAGGAGUUAUGCAGCAUCCAGUAUACUCUGGAUUUUUAAAGGUUUUAUGUAACAUGCAGUAUAUUUCUUUACUUAAUUCCAUCUCAUAUUAUUUAUACUUGAUUGUAACUACUCUUUGUGAGUUUUUCCUUUUAAAAUAAAUUAAGUGAGAGAGAGCUGAAAUGUGAUUAAAAGUGACCCAGCAGAAGUUAAUAUGAGUGCUUUGGAAACUCCUAAGCAUUCCAUUACAUGAAGGUUAAAAAAGAUCUAUGAUAAUUGUUUUAAAUUGCAUUUAAAUUGGGGAUUUGCACUAAUUUGAAGAGUACAGUUUUAUAAGGUGAAAUGAAACACUUGUGCUGUUUUUCCUUUAAUGUUACUUCAACAAAUAAAGGUUUCGAGCCUACAAGAUGCUAACUGCCCUCAGUUGAGGAUGUUCAACACCUUGCAUAAGAGUAAUAGUACCUCACAGGAUCAGACCCAGUUAGUUACAUUAUGUAAUAUUAUAGUGAACUUCCUUUGAGAUACUUUAUAAUUUGCCUUUUUGAUUUGAUUGUUAUAGUUCAUUACACAGAAUUGUGUGGACAUUCCAAAUAUUCUCUGAAAGUUUUGUGAGGGUUUUUUUUUUUUUUUUGGCAUUUGCUUUUCUGUGCCUUGUUUCUUAUGUUUUCAAACAGUGUAGUACAUGAUUGUUUCUUUCUAAUGAAAAAUUUGAAGAUGUGGGCUCAUUGAGUGUUUGUGAAAGUAAGUUCAAAGUGUCUGAUGCCCAAAAUCUUUGUACAUUUGUAAUGUUUAAAUACAAAUGUGAAUGUUAAUGCUCAAUUAACUAUUUAUUGUUUUAAAAGAAAUUACUGAGAAGUAAAAAACUUUGUGAUGAAAUCUGUAAUGUUUGAUUCAUUAAUUUAUCUUUCAGUGUACACUGGUAAUCAUUGUUUAGUAUAAAUUGAAUACUGUUAAAAUCUUGUAAAGUACAAUUUCCAUUUCGUGGUUUAGUGCCUUAUUUUUGUGCAAUCUGUAAUACAAACAUUUUAUGCUUCGAUUAGCACAUUUAAAACAGAUUUAUUUCAGCUGCUUUACAUUAUUUUUUUAAAACUCAUAAUGUUGGACUUCUGUUUUUACAAAAACAUCUCCUCUAUCUCUAUCAAAUAUUUUUAGUUGUUCUUCAUUGUAAUUUCUCAUCACCAUAAACAAAACUCUUAGGCAUUCCAAGAGGAGCAUACUCUUCAUACCUCCAUCUCUUGCACUCCACCUUUUUAAAUGGGACUAUCCUGUUAGCCAGGUAAGUUUGUCUUUCAUCAGAGGUGUUGUAAUCCCUAGUUUGUCAUUCCAUUCCUCUUUUUCACAAUACAGAUAUAGCAUAGACAGCAACCAGGCAAGUAUCUUCACUACCUUGUCAAUGUCUAUGUGCUUAAAUUUUUUGUUGGAGGAACCACCUCUAGGGAUGACAGGAUAUUCCAUGUCCAUUCAAUCUUUGGUGUCUCUGAUGAGAUAGUAGAGAAAGAUGCUAACUACAGCCAGUUGACAUUUGUGCGUGCAUUAGCCUAUAUCAAUUAACAGACUAAAAUUAAAUUAAGGAAACCACUAACCACAUAUACUCUUCCCUUAUUCUGUAUGGGCAAAUUACUCCAUAAUUGACUGCUCUGAAGUUUCUUGCACCUUUCUCUGAAGCAUCGGGUACCAGCUGUCAUCAAGGAUCAGGGAUACUGGGCUGGACAGAUCAUUAGGUCAGUUCCUAUAUUCUUACAUAACACUAUAUCUAUGGAACUCGUGAAGUGAGGAUAAGGGCCCAGGCAUUGGCGUGUGCUUCCUGGAGAUGAAUGCAUGGCUCCACAGAUGGUGUUGACAGGAGGGCUUUCGUUUCCUCAACCAUAAAAUGCUGUUCCAGGAAGGAGGACUGCUGGGAAGAGAUGAUGUCCACCUAACCAAGAAGGGGAGAGCAUCGUUGUGCACCAAUUCACCAACCUAGUGAGCAGAGGUUUAAACUAGGUUCAAAGGGAUCAGGUGACAAAAAGUCCACAGGUAGGUGUAAAAAAAUGACCUUAACCGAAA